UUCGUUUUGUGAGCUCGAGAGAGUUGUGAUAGAAAUCUAUUUCAUUUCCAUGAGUUCUAAAUUAAGCUUAUAUUAUUUUUAUUCGGUUAGAUCACACCUAUUAUGAAGAAUGGAAUGUACCCAUUUGUUAGAUAACGUCAAGGUGGACAGCGACCUCAUCACAGAAGACACCUCAGUCACAAAGAACUGGGAUUGUUCAGAAUGUGCAGCAAAGGAUCAGAAUUGGUUGUGCCUACAGUGCGGGGUGGUGAACUGUGGCCGGUACGUGAAUGGGCAUGCAAAGCUACAUGCAGAGACUUCGGGCCAUCAGCUGUGCAUGAAUUGUGAUGUGUUCUCGGUUUAUUGCUACAAAUGUGAUGACUAUGUAUCAAACGACACAGAAACACAAUCAAUAGACAAAAUAAGGCAAAGUAUUAUGCAAAUAAGGAAUGUGACCGACACAAAUAACCUAGGUAAUGAGGAAAACAGUAAAGAUGGCAGUGAACCGAACAGCUGUUCCUCCACCUCCUCAUUGCAGGAGCCUUCUUCUAGCAAGGAAAUCAAGGGUGCGGACACAACAGAAGCACAGGAGAGCUUGGAUACAGACAAACGGACUAAAAAUACCAAGACGCCAGAAGAAACAGUGCGAAGCUUAAGACCGCGUUCCCGUAAACGAUCUCACUCGGACGACAGCAGCUCGGCGGAGAACGGCGCCAAGAGCAAGGAGAAGAAGGGCUCGCCCUGCAACGGCAAGACUCAGAGGGAGAAGAAAGUCGUAGGAUUAAAAAAUUUAGGCAACACAUGUUUCAUGAACGCGGUGCUCCAGAGCCUGAGCAACAUCCAGGAGUUCAGCUGCUACUUCAGCAGUCUGCCCGUCCUGGAGCCGAAGACCAACGGCCGCAAGGUGUACCACUCCCGCAGCUACACGCGCCAGGAGAUGACGGACGUGGUGAUGGCUGAGGAGUUGCGGAAGGUGCUGAUAAACCUGAACAGCGGGUGCGGCAGCAAGGGUGCCAUAUCCCCGGAGUGCCUGUUCCUGGUGAUAUGGAAGGUGGUGCCACGUUUCCGCGGCUACCAGCAGCAGGACGCUCACGAGUUCCUGAGAUACAUGCUCGACAGAUUACACACGGAGCUGCUUCAACUGCUGCCGCCGGCGCGCGUGGAGGUGGGGCUGCCGGCCGCCUCCAUCGUCACCGCAGUCUUCGGCGGCACCCUGCAAAGCGAGGUCCGCUGUUUAGCGUGCGGUGCGGAGAGCAAGAAGCUGGACCCGUUCCUGGACCUGUCGCUGGAGCUGCCCGACGCCGCCUCGCCCGUGCCGCUGCUGGACUGCCUCGCCAGCUUCGUGCAGGUUGAAGAGUUAGCGGACACGGAGCGUUACUUCUGCAGCAGCUGCGGCAGCAAACAGAAGUCUACCAAGCAGUUCCGAGUGCGGCGUCUGCCGCAAGUGCUCUGUUUACACCUCAAGCGGUUUCGCUGGCACAACUACUUUAGGACGAAGGUGGACACGGGCAUCUCGUUCCCGCUGCGCGCGCUGGACAUGUCCCGCUUCGUGCUGGAGCGGCGCCGCGCCAUGCUGUACGACCUCGCCGCCGUCAUCGUGCACCACGGCUCCGGCGCGGGUUCGGGGCACUACACCGCGUUCGCGCACAACUCCGGGCAGUGGUUCCACUUCAACGACCAGACGGUGCGCGCGGCCGACGCGGCCGCCGUGCAGGCCUGCAAGCCCUACAUCCUCUUCUACAUCCGCCAGGACCAGGAGCUCUCCUGACUACCCUGUCUCCCCCUACCCGUCACAGACGAGUGCCCGAGGCGCAGGUGCCGUGAGUUGAAAGUUGCAUAGUAGGUAGUUUCAACAAAAACUUCCACAUGAUCCUUAACUCACUAUGUAUAUGCGUAAAUACGAGAGACGCCAGAAAUACGUGCCCGAAGCGUAGAUGCCGUGAGUUUGAAAAUUGAAUAAAAAAUCGGCCCUCUAUGAAGUCCUUUAGCGUUCACAUGGGAGUCUCACGUCGCGUGUGCGAGCGGGGCAUCGCUAUAUACGUGCAUAGCGCUGUCUAUCUCAAACACCGGAGCGGCUUGCAGAUCCGUAUCAGUGUGAUAACCGCGUAUAGUACAACUAAUAUCGGGUAAACUUCAGCUGAUAUUAGCUCGACUAUAUUUACAUGGUCCCGAGGAUUUCAGUGAUCUAUGGACUGUAGAAAGUUUAAUAAAAUGUUAUUGGAAAAGUAAAUAUCGUGCCUACAAAAUAGCAUUCACUAGAACGUUCACCGUUUUGUGGUAUCACAUCUAUUUAUCGUCUUAACUAUGAGAAAUAUAAACGAAUUCUUGAGUAGCAAAAUGUUUAAUAGGUCUAAAAAUUAAUCGGUGCGAUAGCCAAACUACCGUCAACUACUUACUAAAUGAAACGUCUUUUGAAUUACAAAUUACAGACAAAUUACAGACAGACAACGGGACAGCUGAAACCAAAUAAAAGCUUGUAAAAAAAACAGCUUGGGUCAAAAGUAUGUACUACGCAAAUAUUUUGUAGCUAGCUUUGAAAAUAAAUUAUUUCUACUUAAUUCAAAUAAAUUCAAGCGAAUAAAUUAAAUCGUAAAGACUAAAAAAUCAUCAUUGUAUAUUACUUUGAAAAAUAUGUAUGUACAUAUAUGUAGUUCUAUUGUUUAGUCAACGAGGUUCUGUGAGUGAGUUAAUCGCAGUGGAUAAAAACGUUCAUCACUCUAGCACUUAUACUCUGUAUAGUUAGGUAUUUAAAUAAAAGUAAACAAAAUCUACCCUCAAAUGGCUCCUUAAGCGAGUCAUAGUGAACCUUGUCCGAAUGCACGAAGGUUGAUAUUGGUCUGUAGCUUCGCGCGUGAGUUAACGUCUUGGCGGUCAAAGGGUGAAGCAUUAACGAUAUAAUUUUAUGAAUGUGGUGAUUUGAUAUUGAGCCGUUUGUUUUAUACAUUUACCAGUAACCUAAAUUUUCCCAGUCAUAGGCUAUAAAAUUGUAUAGAAUCAGCAAAAUAUAAAAGCAUAUUAGACAGGUGACCUUCGAUCGUAAAUAAAUAAAUUACCCUAUAGUUCGUUUUUUUUAGCAUUAGAAAAGGACCACGCGGUCUUGACGUGUCUUUUAAUUGAAAACGCUUUUUAAAAAUCAGUAACUAUUACUUAUGAAAGCAAAAAAUAUUAAAUAAUCGUAUAUGAUUCAUAAUCGUUACAUAUUUGCCGUGACUUAUUUUUCAAAAGUGUUUAUCAAUAAAAAGACACGUCAAGAUUAUUUACCUUUUUUCUAACGCUAAUAAAACGGACUAACUCAAUAUUGGAUAAAUUAAACAACAUUUAAGCAAUAAUACACACUCCAUCUGUCAGUGCUAUACAAGCAUUUAAGAUCAAGAUCUAUAUAAUGUGUUAAGUUGUAGUUAUAGAGACAAAUACUCAAAUAAAAAUAGUCUAUGCAGUUGUUUGAAAGUCGACUUUAAAAUAAAUAUAAUAAUUAUGAAUUUGGAGCUUAUGUAUUAUGUAUUAUACACAAAUUAAGAUCCAUCGGAUUCAAAUUGUGAUUUCUCUAUAUAUAAUGUGAUGCCAUGAGUGCAUUUUGCAGUAUCAGAGAUGAGUAAAUUAUAGAAACUGCUAAUCUGCUUUCCUCCGAAAUAAACGUUUUGGUUGUAAACGCACUUUAACGAUGUUUUACACUUAGACCCAUGUAAAGCCUGACCAGUAAAUAAUAUAUGAUCACUGUCAAGAGGGCGCUGUUAUUCUCAUGUAUAAAGUGACAGUUCGGUAUAGUAUGAAAAAAAUUGUUCCAGUGAAAUUCCGCAACAUGGCGCGUGAUCAUAGAUUCCUUGUCAGGCUUUACUUUGUAUGGCUUUUUCUCGCCUGUUAUAAUCUGUCGACAGAACGCAGCUUUGUAUGAAGAUAAGUAGUCUAUAUAAUAGACUUGUCUCUGAUAGUAUAAUAAGUUUUUGUAUGAAUACCAGCGGUAUUAAGCUUGUUUAUAGUUAGGGGCAAUGGUCGUAUUGGCCGUGGAUUCAGUUUUACAUAUGGAUUUUACAUUCCUGUGACAUUAGCUAUACGCAGGUACAGUCAACCAAUUUGAAUUCUGUACAGUUUGCUUACACUGUUUGCCAUUAUGUCAGUAACGUGAAGAAAUGUAUUCAAUAUUUAUGGCAUUUACUACAUGAUGUAACAGAUCUCCCAUAUAUAGUUAGUUUUUUAGUAUUAGAAAAAUACUCCUUGAUCUUGACGUGUCAUUUAAUUGAAAAACGCUUUUUUAUUAGUAACUAUUAGGUACUUAUGAAAGCAAAAGAAUGUAACUAAUCGUAUAUGAUUCAUAAUUGUUACAUAUUUGCCGUGGUUUAUUUUUCAAGUGUUUUUCAAUAAAAUGACACGUCAAGAUUGUUUACCUUUUUUCUAAUGCAAAAAAACUACUUAUAGAUGAAAAAACCAUAAGAGAUGUUUUUGAUAACUAAGAUGCAUCCAAAACUCCCGAAUAUUCCAUGCUAUACAUAUAUUAGCUAGAUCUGGAUGCAUUUAUAAGUAGAUGGGGUGGGCGACACUGUUUGUAACAACUUUUCUUCUUUGACUUUAUACAUCUAGUUUAUUAUAGGUCUUUUGUAUUUUCUAUGUACUUAUUUCAUAUUCGUUGAUAUUGUGAUACAGAAUUCAAAUCCUGACCUUGGAAAGAUCACGAGCUAUAGUUUAUAUUUAUGAAAUCAUGUGUGCCGCGUUCGCGCAAUUCCCUUUGAUGUAUAAUUUGCCGGGUACCUUAUGAGAAUAAUGUUUAAGGUUUAUUUUAAUUUACCUAAGUACUUCAAUUACUGGAAGUUGAUAGUGAUUGAAUUUAAUAAAUUCGCCAAUGAAAUGA
Cydia splendana is the source of this 4822-nucleotide messenger RNA. Its product is annotated as ubiquitin carboxyl-terminal hydrolase 3-like. Gene Ontology annotation, molecular function: cysteine-type deubiquitinase activity; zinc ion binding. The coding region runs from base 110 to 1747 and encodes 545 amino acids. Lineage: Eukaryota; Metazoa; Arthropoda; Insecta; Lepidoptera; Tortricidae. Gene Ontology annotation, biological process: protein deubiquitination. The record is from RefSeq and is a predicted model, not a curated record. The transcript is spliced from 11 exons. Gene Ontology annotation, cellular component: cytoplasm.